Messenger RNA from Patiria miniata (bat star), 4326 nucleotides. RefSeq lists its product as uncharacterized. The record is from RefSeq and is a predicted model, not a curated record. The transcript has 4 exons. Gene Ontology annotation, biological process: signal transduction. The coding region runs from base 576 to 3890 and encodes 1104 amino acids. Gene Ontology annotation, molecular function: protein binding. NCBI's taxonomy places the organism in Eukaryota, Metazoa, Echinodermata, Asteroidea, Valvatida, Asterinidae.
GUUGUUCAAAUCACACUUCCUUGGUGUUGUUCUCAGCUUCGCGGAAAUGUCGAGAACCUGUUGAACAAAACAAAGUUUUUCAGCAUCAUAAGUUUUGAAAACAUUCUCUUUGAAUUCACACUUCCUCUUUGGGUAAUUAUUUCGAAAUCAGUUAAGGGUGACCUUCAUACACACAGCUCAUAAAAAAACAAGUAGGACUGUCCCGAAUAAAACACGAACUUGCAGUAGCUAAUUAAACCAUGGAGCUAUAGCUCCAUGAUUAUUCGAGCGGCUUAAAGGAAAUGGUACUUUUACUUCCUCUUUGCGCAACUUCCUUCUACUUGAGGUGAAAGCUGAUGGAAAACACCGCUACUUUAAAUAGAUUCGCACGACUGUUGUUUCUGCAUUUUCUUGUUGCUUGUGACAUGUGAUCGUGUGAAGACUGUUUAUAUAUCUGGAGUUUCUAGACCAACCGAAGCAGUAUACAGCUUGUACUAGGAAACCAGGUUCGUGUUGUGGCUAGCUAGUAGUGGUUAUUGAGACUACGAGAAGAGCGCCUCGAAACUUGUCACUGCUAUUUCCAGGACAACAACAAAAUGAAUCCCGGGAAAAGAACUUUCGGAUUCAGCAUUGAGAAAAUCUUGUCAGGGCUUUCGGAUUUCGGCAGCAGGAGUCUUAACCUUAGCGUGCUGGUGAACGAUCCGUCACUGAGAGAGGCGUACUUGGCAGCCCAGACCGACGGUGAGCUACCAACCAACCGAGCCCGGGUCCUGAUCCUCGGCGAGCCUCGCGCCGGUAAAACCAGUCUUCUGAACCGGCUCCUGGGGAGAGAGUUCGACAUCCGGGAACUGCCGACCGAGGGGAUUGAGACGCGCAUGUGUCACGUGACCAACGUGGAUAAGAGGUGGAACGAAUCGGUCGCGGCCAAGGCAGACGACAUCCGGGAAUGCGCAUCCGCGGUGGCCAUCUUCGGCGAGGCGUCCUCGGACAAAACCAAGAUGAAAAACGCCAACAGUAACCCCGCCAAAUCAUCAGUGGCCCCGAACGCAGCCUCGGCCGUCAAUCCCGGAACCAGCAGUGACCUGAACAAAAUCUUCAAGUUUAUGCAAAUUUUUAUCGUUGUUGCAGUUGUCUACAUACUCGGGAUGUUUCGGUACGGCUACUUCGUGUUCGUGUGGUGCACCAUUGUCGCCAUGGCUACGCUAUUAGACUACAACAACGCCUAUCGCUUUGCGACCUCGCUAACUUUCUGCUGGGUCCUCUUGGAAGCCUUGAUCCGGAUUGAUCAGCCCCUCGAAGCACUAGCUUGUAAAACCGAUUCCAAGACUCCUCACAGAGAACCCAUGGAUUUCGCCUCCAACAUCGCCCUGGUUUCGAUAGCCACAGUUCUCGUCGGUAUAUCUCAAGGUCUUGGGUUUCGCACGGGACUUGCCGUGGCCUUCUCUGCCUGUGCCCACCCAUCUGAAACAAACUUCACACUGGGCACUGUUUCACAAAGUCUAGAAGCCUCCUGGAAGAUCCUGGUGGUGUGCGUGCUAUUCGGGGUGGGAGGCUUCAUAGGUUUCGCCUGCUACAAGUUCUGUACGGCUGAUGAUCGGUGGCACAAAAAGAGAACGGCUGUCGCAUGGUCUCUAAUGUCACUGUUGAUUGCUGCUUAUUUGAAGAGCGAAUGUCGCUACGCACCUUAUUGGUUCAUCUGUCUCAAUGGGUGUUUCAUGACAAUCGGAGGGGCGUGGGGAUCAAUCGUGGGCAGGAGAGCGGUUCUGAAGUACCGCCUGAACGCUAGUUAUGCCACCAAAAAGAUCCUGGGGGUUCUCUUUGGUUUGUACCUUGCGUACGUGUGCGGCUGGUCGCUGAGGGUGCCAAACACCUCAUUGCUGUCUAUUGGGUUUUUCAUUCUAUCCAUCACUGCACAUCCGCUGUUCGAUCUCCACACCGCUUACAGGAUAUGGCGCGCAAAGUCAGUCUUCCCGAUCAAGCUCAUCCGGAACCAGAUGAAAGCGAAAGUCCAGGGUCAGCCACUCUUGGAGACCAAGCUGAGUCUGUGGGACUUCGCUGGGGACUCUCUCUACCACUGUGCCCACCACGUCUUCAUGCCAGACCGGGCUCUGUAUGUGAUCGUCUUCAGCUUACAGGCCGCUGUCAACGACGAGAAUGGCCAACUGCAGAAGCUUCUGUUCUGGUUGCAUUCCGUCUGUGCGCAUGCGCGCCAUCCAGACGCCGUCAUCAUGAUUGUGGGCACCCACAAGGAAAGUGUCACUGAGACAAGCAGCGUGCAUUUCACCGAUGAGCUCCAUCGUCGGAUUACACCUCCUUUCUGCCAUCGACUCGUUGUUAAUCCGCUCACCGACCGUCCGCUCUUCCUGGUGGAGAAUUCGGAGCCGCUCGAUCGCGAUUUCCGGCAGCUGCGAGCAGAGAUAUUCAGACGGGUUGAGAGCGCCGAGUACGCCCGAGAGAAGUAUCCCAUCAAGUACCUUCACUUCUACCGCGAGAUACAAAACCGACGGAAGCUGGCCGAAGAAGACCGUGCCGAAAAUGUCAUGACACUGACGCAGGUGCAAGCCCUGGCCACACGGACCUGCUGCUUGACGGACAUAAAGGACGUGAAGAACAUGCUGAAAUUCUUCGGCGAGGCAGGAGAGGUCAUAUACAAAGAUGACGACGAGGUGCUGAGACAACACGUUGUGCUGGACCCCCAGUUUUUAGUCGACGUCAUGAAGAAGUUGGUGCAAAUCCCUCGCGCGUGCAAUCGAUCCCACCGCUUCGCCGCGGAGUGGAUGAACUACGAGAAUACUGGGAUCAUCACCGAGGGUCUACUGCUGCACAUUUAUGGCGACAUGCCCCAUCUUGUUCCUCUGGUAACCCAUCUCCUCCAGGCCUACGAUCUCAUGUGCCUGGUCGUGCCUAGUGUCAACCCAAACUGCCCUGAGAAGUCCUUCCUUGUCCCUGCGAUGCUACCUCCUUAUCAGGGUGACUCGGUGAAGUUCUGGGAACCAAUGAGCGGCGAGGAGAUCUUCUACUUCGACUUUGGCUUCUUCGAUCCCAGUACCGUCUACUACCGUCUACUAGCCCGCUGCCUGAACCACGCUUGCUGUUCUUACGAGCCGAAUGCCAACAACUCCCGGCCGUUGAUCUUCGCGGACCGGUGUCGUUUCAAUGAAGGAACCAGUUUCAUCUUCAAGUUGCAGCUGGAGAGGCGGUCCUCCCAGCAGAUGCUUCUGUCAGUCACCGUCCUUGCGUUCGAGCAGAAGUACCCAAACACUAAGCUUCUCCGUCGCUUGCUGGAGGUUGUGAGGAGCAUAACAGCGAGGGAUUACCCGCACCUCCGAUUCACCUUUGGCCCUCGCUGCCCCUUUUGUGACCCGCCACUUGUACCUUCCUCGUCAAAGAUCGAUGAGGAAGAAAUCGCUGAAGGAGCUCCCAAGGAGGACAAACUCGACCAGGCAAUUCACGUCCUGAAAAUGGCCGGACAUGACCAACCCUUCCCAACAACGUCACCUGUCGUGAUGCUCUGUGGUCAGAGGAGGUACGAGCUUCCGGUGUCUGGAUGUUCAAGCCAACCCCUGUUAACACGGAGCUACAGCCAUCCUCCCCAGCGUGUGGCUUAUGCAUUGGACACGCCCAUCACUAAGCUACCACCUGACAUCUUCCACCGAGUCUGCGCACUUCUCAACAGCUCACUCGGAAGCAGGAACUGGAGAACGUUGGCAGGUGAACUGGGCAAAGACGUGGAGACCGUGGCAGCGUUGGACAGCGAGCGGGUGGCCAACCCGACCGAGUGCCUGCUCCGGGAGUGGGUGAUGAUGGACGGCAACGUGACGGUCGGUGACUUGCUCGAGGUCCUCGCUAGACCGUCACUCCAGCGGACUGAUAUCAUACAGACGUUGCGUGCUCAGAUGUCACAGUCUUGAACAUUGUACAAAGGGAUUGACGUACGUCAGCAAGUUUAGAGGAGAAAAGGAAUUGUGUUCGCAUCUCAAUAUGGGGAAAAACACACCGUUCGCGUGUGCCACGGCGCAAGACGCUUCUUUGCUGCGCAGUUUUUUGACCAGCGCCAUUUGUGUUACUGUGUAUAAACGCAUCCGACGGCACUACAGGAGACUAUGUAAAAAUUACAUUUUUUUGUUACUGUCAAAUCCAAAUUUCAAACACGUGUUGAACAAAACAUCGACUUCACGGCAACAUAUCAAAAGUCGAAAAAAAAAUCCCCUUUGAAUUCACAUUUCCUCUUACACAGGGUCGUUAUUUCGAAAUCCGUCAAUUUCAGUAUGACAUUAAAACAUACAUGUACAGCUCACAAAAAAUGACUUCCCCAAGCGCACGGGAACGGGGGGGGGGGGGGGGGGG